GUAGCAAAUUUGAUUUAGUUUCAUUUUCGAAAUUAUAAUUAUUUACCCAAAAAAUAAAAAACCAAACGAAAAUGCGGUAAAAUUUGUACUUUUUGCGGCGAAAUUUGUACGUUAAUAAACAGAACAAAAUCCAAAAUCCCAAAAAAAUAAUAAAAAAAAAAAGCUCUCUCGGAGUCUCUCCUCCUCCCUCCAUCUCGAUUUUCAAUCCGAAACCAGAAAGCUCUUUCCGAUUCCCGUAAAGAUCUUUCUGGGUUCAUCAAUGGCAUCAGUCCACCACCUCCUCCUCCUCCUCAUCACCCUCCUCGCAAUUCCCGCCUCCUUAUCAUCCCAAUCCGUCAUCCAAAUGCCGAGGAAACGACACCGCUUUGCCGCCUCCGACGACAGCCUCUACUGCGACAGCUGGAGAUUCUCUAUCGAGACCAACGACGCCGGAACCUGGUCCAACAUUCCGUCCAGGUGCGUCCGAUUCGUCCAGGACUACAUGACUGGCGACCGGUACCCGUCCGACUUGGCGUCCGUCGCGGAUUACUCGCUGAGCUUCGCGAAGGGGGUGACAAUGGGCGGCGAUGGGAAGGACGCGUGGGUGUUCGACAUCGACGAGACUUUGCUUUCCAAUUUGGCCUACUAUCAGGCCCAUGGAUUCGGAUCGGAGACGUUCAAUGAAGCAUUUUUCGAUGAGUGGGUGGAUUUGGCUGAGGCACCUGCUCUCCCAGCAAGUUUAAAUCUAUACAAAGAGCUUGAGCAGUUGGGUUUCAAGAUGUUUCUGUUAACUGGGCGGAGCGAACAUCAGAGAAACGCCACCGCGAGAAACCUUCUAUAUGCAGGUUACAACAAUUGGGAGAGGCUGCUACUGAGAGGACCUUCUGAUCAAGGAACACCGGCCACGGUCUACAAAUCGCAGAAGAGAUCGGACUUGAUAAAUGAAGGUUAUCGAAUUCACGGGAGCUCGGGAGAUCAAUGGAGUGAUCUGAUAGGUUUUGCUAUUGCUCAACGAUCGUUUAAACUUCCAAACCCAAUGUAUUACAUUGCCUAGCAAAUACCAGCAUUCAGAUUACAUUGUUGUAUUGGUUGCCAUCGUUCGUUUGCUAAUCCGGCAUGAUUUAGAAGCUUUGUAUUCAUCUUUUCAAGUGGUAUGAAAGUCAGCAUGAUUUAGAGUUGCA
Messenger RNA from Pyrus x bretschneideri (Chinese white pear), 1160 nucleotides. RefSeq names its product acid phosphatase 1-like. The coding region runs from base 260 to 1033 and encodes 257 amino acids. The record is from RefSeq and is a predicted model, not a curated record. Gene Ontology annotation, molecular function: acid phosphatase activity. The transcript is spliced from 3 exons. NCBI's taxonomy places the organism in Eukaryota, Viridiplantae, Streptophyta, Magnoliopsida, Rosales, Rosaceae.